CACAUGAGGAAGGCGGAUGAGGUACCAGUUACUUAUCUGGUUGUAGAUUCAGGAGCUUUUAUCAAACACGCACCCUUACAGGAUAUUGGCGCGAAUAUUUACACCAUUCCAGAAGUUUUACAAGAGCUCAAGUGUGAAAAGUCGCGACACCUGAUUGAGAGUCUUCCUUACGAAAUUUUGCUAAAGGAGCCAACACCUGAGUCAAUAAAAAUAAAGUUGUGUAAUGUUAUUGCUAUGGAUUUUUUGGCAGUAAUAUUUCGUGGGGUUACAUCAGAUAGUGUUGAUGAUUUGGAUUUUAAGGAAAUUCCCGACAUAUUCUCGUUUAAUGAUGUUUCGAAGAAAACUGGAGAUUAUAGCGCGCUUUCCCUUGUCGAUACCAAAGUGCUUGCGUUAACUCAUGAUCUUUUCUUGGAGCACUGUGGAAAAGAUGGCCUUGUUUAUGACGUAAAAAUUGUGAAAGCUAUGGGGACCACUGAUGAUUCGAAAACUAGGCUAUCUUUCAGUUCGGAAGUCAGUGACGAGAAGUUCAGUAAAGAACAAAAUGGCGACGAUACUUAUAGAGUUUCAUCUGUCGUUGCAGGCUUCUACAAGCCUACAGCUAAGUUUGGUAGUGUAGAAAGUGAGCCUGAUCCUGGCGAAGGUUCUAGUACGUCUUCAGAUGAGGACGGAUGGGUAGAUGAAGGAAAUUUUGAAAGUGUCUUACGUAGGCUUGGAGCAAUUAUUGUGCCUCAAGUUAAUGUGCAGGUAGCUUGUAUUACAACGGAUUUCGCUAUUCAAAAUGUUCUACUUCAAAUGGGUUUGCCGCUGUUUUCUUUGGAGGGAUACCGCAUAAAGCGUUUGAAAUCAUACAUACUGAGAUGUCAAACUUGCUAUAACACUACCUCUGAUAUGGGACGGAAAUUUUGUAAACAGUGUGGAAACCAAUCGUUACACAGAGUCGCUGUUACAGUCAAUGACGAUGGAAGUAUGCAGAUGCACUUGAAUCCGAAAAAAGUUUUUUCUAAGAAGGGGUUAAAGUACUCUCUUCCUGCCCCUAAAGGUCCCGUUUUUUACGUCAAUUUUAUUAAAUGCGGAAAGCACGGUAAUGAUCCUCAAUUAUUUGAAGACCAGCCGAUACCCCAAAACAGGAUGGCCAAACAAAAAACAAAUCUGUUGUCCUCAGAUCCUUUCGAAAUGAAUGACGUUACCAGCAGAAUCCUAUAUUUUAAUUUCAUUACAAUAUUUAGGUGUGAAAUGCCGAAUUAUUACUGCCACCAGUGUGAGCAGUCAGUUCGACUUCGUGAUGGGGAUUUCAUUUGUUCGACAUGUGGUAGUGAUUUCGUAGAAGAGCUUCAACCAGACAAUAAUUUACCAACCCCAUUAGCUACACUUUUUGAUGGCUUUUGGAUGCCUGGGGAAAGUGACACUGGUGACAGCCGUGCGGGGACUUCUACUGACCAACCAGUUAUCGGCGGUUACGCCGUAACCACAGAUGAUCAACCGAAUAACACAACCAAUUCGCCGUUAGGUGUACCGCCUAAUCGUACUUCAGAAACUGGUACUGAUGCUUCUCCUGAAGCUUUUAUUACCUCAUUCUUGAAUCAGGUUUUAUCUAACCUUUCUCCACAUGGGACACGUAUACAGUUGCAAGUCUCGAGAGAUCCGAAUUACAUCAAUGUUGUUCGUCCACUGUCAGAUUACGUUUUUGGUGAGGGUGGACUAGAUGAAGUUGUGACACAUCUUUUAAAUCAGUUCGAUGGAGGUUCCAGUCCGGUUGAUCCGAAGUAUAUGGGUAACCUCCCUAGAUCGACUGUUGACGAAAAAUUAAUAAAUGAUAAUGAAAGAUGUCCAACGUGUAUGGAGGUUUUUGUUAAGGAUGAAGAAAUUGCAAAACUUGAUUGUCACCAUUGUUUUCAUCCAGACUGCAUAAUACCUUGGUUUAAUAGGCGUAAUACUUGUCCAGUUUGUCGUCAGGUAGUGGAUGCAUCGAAGUGGCCUAGUAAAGACCCUCUCGAAGAGCUGGAUUAA
Enterobius vermicularis (human pinworm) is the source of this 2007-nucleotide messenger RNA. The record is from the annotation of a GenBank genome assembly. Lineage: Eukaryota; Metazoa; Nematoda; Chromadorea; Rhabditida; Oxyuridae.